Nymphaea colorata (pocket water lily) is the source of this 3214-nucleotide messenger RNA. Its product is annotated as ABC transporter G family member 21-like. The transcript has 5 exons. The record is from RefSeq and is a predicted model, not a curated record. Gene Ontology annotation, molecular function: ATP hydrolysis activity; ATP binding; ABC-type transporter activity. NCBI's taxonomy places the organism in Eukaryota, Viridiplantae, Streptophyta, Magnoliopsida, Nymphaeales, Nymphaeaceae. The coding region runs from base 652 to 2850 and encodes 732 amino acids. Gene Ontology annotation, cellular component: membrane.
AUAAGAGGGGGUUGAGGGAGAAGAAGAGGUACAAGCAACAGCAGCAAACCCCCUUUCUGCUACUGCCUAAGCCUGUAAGCCUUUUCAUGCAUCAUCAUCAUCACCCGUAUCAUUGCACCGCUAGGACAGGUGAUCUGCAGCAGCCGGACUCCGGAGCCUGCAUACUUCGUUCAAAAUUCUCAUUCUGAUACUGUGAGCAGAAUUAUAUCGCUACGGCCAUCGUGACACAGUGAUCAUCGUCGUGAUCAUCACAGUAAUCGCAUCAUAAGAUUGAAAUUAGAGUAGGAAAAAUUCUGUUGGUCUGGUAAAACUUGCAUCCGCGUCACACACCCACAAUCGAAGCUUUGAAAAAGUUGGCUCCAGAUAUGAUCAUUCGUCGGACAUAUACAACUGCAGUGUGUUUCAUUUGCAUGUGAAAGGCAUCUGUUCAGCACUCUCUGCUGCCAAGUCAUUAUAUACUUCGUCUUCUCCCACAUCCCCACCCACGCCCCCCCCACCAUCCCCUCUCUUUUCUUUGUGCCGCUCCCGUUUGUCUUUUCGUCGAUUUAUUUAGUUAAAGACCGUCUGCGUGGCCUCCUCUCCAUCUUCUUUUUACCACUGUCUAUCUCAUCUUUUCCUCAUCCAAAGCGUUUGUUUCCACUCAAAGAAACAAUGAUGGCUCCUGAAGAUCGGUCGGAUGAACGAGCCGUGAUCGGCGGUUCAUCCAAUCUUCCCGUGGCAGCUGCUGCUGCAAAUAAGCCUCCUGGAGAGGUCAGAAUCGUCUGCGACGAGCCUCACGACUACCACCACCAUCCUCCCUCUGCUCUGGCCUUGGUUUCCAGUUCACCACCGCGAUGCUUGAACACCACUUUUAAUUCUCCUCUUCCAACUCCUCCUGCUCUGAUCGAACCACGAUCACCCUCGCAACAACCGCAGCAGAGUUGCAGUGGCCAUUCUUUGGUUCUGUCUCGGCCUCUGCGUCCUGUUAUUCUAAAGUUUGAAGACGUCGGUUACAAGGUUAAGGUGGACUCAAGCAACAAUGGCGGCUUCUGCUUGCCUGGGAAAUCCACCAUUCUGGGGAGCACCCCUGCAGAGAAGACCAUCAUUGAAGGGGUAACAGGGUUGGUCAGACCAGGGGAGAUGCUAGCAAUGUUGGGUCCUUCUGGAAGUGGGAAGACCACCCUUCUCACUGCCUUAGCAGGAAGGCAGCAGGGGAAGGUCUCUGGUAGCAUCACCUACAAUGGGCAGCCUUUCUCUGCCUCUGUGAAGAGGAGGACGGGCUUCGUGAGCCAGGAUGAUGUGUUGUACCCUCACCUCACGGUCAUGGAGACCCUCUUCUUCUCUGCGCUGCUCAGGCUCCCUAGCACACUGAGCAGGGAGCAGAGGAUGGAGCAGGCGGAGCACGUGAUGCAGGAGCUUGGUCUGAACAAGUGUAGGAACAGCAUCAUCGGGGGAGCUUUGGUGAGGGGCAUCUCUGGUGGUGAACGCAAGAGGGUGAGCAUAGGGCAGGAAGUGCUCAUCAACCCGAGCCUGCUGCUGCUGGACGAGCCCACCUCUGGCAUGGACUCCACAACAGCAUUGAGGAUCGUGUGCACCCUCCAAGGCCUAGCUAGAGGGGGCCGGACGGUUGUCACCACCAUUCACCAGCCGUCUAGUAGGCUGUUCCACAUGUUUGACAAGAUUCUGCUGCUGUCUGAAGGCCACUGCAUCUAUAGUGGCAAGGCAUCUGAGGCCAUGGGAUAUUUCUCUUCCCUUGGAUUUGUUCCAUCAGUUGCCAUGAAUCCUGCUGAUUUCUUGCUUGAUCUUGCCAAUGGUGUUGCACCGGAUUUGGGGACGAUACCUGGUGGCAUAAACGUCAUGGAGAAAUAUGAUAACAACUCUAAUUCUGCCAUCAAGCAAUCCUUGAUCUUGUCAUACAACAAGAACCUCGCUCCUUCAUUAAGAACAGAGCUACUUUCUUGGGACCAACAUAGCUCUUCUCUUACACACAUUAAGCAGAAAAAGUCUACUGAAGAUAUUCCACAUUUAGGCCAUGCAGGUACCGAAAAGCAGUGGAGCACAAGUUGGUGGGAGCAAUUCAGAGUACUGCUGACAAGGAGUUUGAAGGAAAGGAGGCAUGAGUCUUUCUCAGGCCUAAAGAUUCUUCAGGUGGUCUCUGUUUCAAUCCUCUGUGGUCUAAUGUGGUGGCACUCCAAAGUGUCCAACCUCCAAGAUCAGGUGGGCUUGCUCUUCUUCUUCUCCAUCUUCUGGGGCUUCUUCCCACUCUUCAAUGCAGUGUUCACCUUCCCACAGGAGACGCCGAUGCUAGUAAAAGAACGCCGUUCCAGGAUGUACCGCCUCUCUUCCUACUUCGUGGCCAGGAUGGUCGGUGAUUUGCCCAUGGAGCUAAUCCUCCCCACACUGUUUGUGACCAUAUCCUACUGGAUGGGAGGUCUCAGGCCAAGCGUGCAAACGUUCGUUCUCACCCUCCUCGUCAUCCUCUUCAGCGUUCUGGUGUCUCAGGGUAUAGGCUUAGCCCUCGGUGCCGUGCUCAUGGACGUCAAGCAAGGGGCCACCUUGGCCUCAGUCUUGAUGCUCACCUUCCUCUUGGCUGGUGGUUACUACGUUCAGCACAUUCCUUUCUUCAUGUCUUGGCUCAAGUACUUCUCCUUUAGCUACUACUGUUAUAAGCUACUGCUUGGUGUUCAGUACUCGGAACAAGACUCCUAUGUCUGCGGUGACGGCGCUCUUUGCAGAGUUGCAGACUACCCAGCGAUAAAGCAUAUGGGGCUCGACCACAAGGGGUUUGAUGUGGCUGCAUUGACUGUCAUGCUUGUUGGUUACAGGCUGAUAGCUUAUGCUGCCCUAAGAAUGGGCAAGGCAGCACGUUAACAAUUGCAUAUUUAGUUUCGUGAUCAUUUCCCGAAACCUCUGUCAGAGGAAGUGUAAAAGGAAUUUGUCCCAAACAAUGUCUGACGCUCGCCGCUGUUUUUGGGCUGCUCUUCAAGAAGGUGAAGGGGGCCUUUCUUUGAUCUUCUACAGAUUUAUAUCAAUGUUUUUCCUUGGAAGAAAGUAAGAAGACAUUAAGCUGGAGAAUGUAUAAAAUGAUGAGCCUUUCUGAGAUCAAGACUAUCGUGCUUUGAUAUUGGUUUCUUUAACUCAUAUCUACUGAAGAUGUUUUUUUUUUUUUCUACUUUUUUGUUCCUUUUGGUGAUAAAAGUGAGAAAUCCUAAACCAUUCCUUACCUUCUGAUUCA